This is a messenger RNA of Tripterygium wilfordii, 1265 nucleotides long. Its product is annotated as mediator of RNA polymerase II transcription subunit 10b-like. The record is from RefSeq and is a predicted model, not a curated record. Gene Ontology annotation, cellular component: mediator complex; chromatin. The transcript is spliced from 6 exons. Gene Ontology annotation, molecular function: transcription coregulator activity. NCBI's taxonomy places the organism in Eukaryota, Viridiplantae, Streptophyta, Magnoliopsida, Celastrales, Celastraceae. Gene Ontology annotation, biological process: positive regulation of transcription by RNA polymerase II. Bases 283 to 855 code for a protein of 190 amino acids.
UCUUAAUUCCUCUUUGUUUUCGUCGCGAACGAAUCCAUACGCAUCAAUUCUGUCAGAAACUCUUCUCUGCUUUCUCCAUUGGAUCAGCGCUUCCUCUCUUUGUUUCACGAAUUCCUGGGCAUUGAUUCAACCGAUUAGAGAGAUCUUUCUUCCUUUUCAAGUUUUUCUACGCUGAUUUGAAGAAAGAAAGAAAGAAAAAGACGCGAUUUAGGGUUUAUCUGGUUGAUUGGGAUAUAAGUUAUACAUACAAUACAAGAGAGUAGAGGAGAACUGCCAAAAAUUAUGGAUUCGUUGCAGAAUGCUGGUGGAGUUGCUGGUGGGAAUGUUGGCGAUGGGAUGAUGGCUUCCCAGAUGAAAGACGUGGCAGCAGCAACAACAGCUGAUGAUACGAAGCAGAACCUGAGCCAGGUUAUUAACUCCAUACAGAAGACCCUUGACCUCAUUCACCAACUUUACCUCACUGUAUCGUCGUUCAAUGCUGCCUCCCAGCUGCCUCUUCUUCAACGCCUCAACAAUCUCGUCAUGGAGCUUGAUAACAUGUCUAAAUUGUCGGAAAACUGUAAUAUCCAGGUUCCUAUGGAGGUCCUCAAUUUGAUUGAUGAUGGAAAGAAUCCAGAUGAGUUUACAAAAGAUGUCUUAAACAGCUGCAUUGCCAAAAAUCAGGUUACCAAAGGCAAAACCGAUUCCUUCAAGGGUUUGCGAAAGCAUCUUCUGGAGGAGCUGGAGCAGGUCUUUCCUGAUGAAGUUGAAUCAUACAGGGAGAUACGUGCGAGUUCUGCUGCUGAAGCAAAGCGCCUUGCCCAAGCACAAAGUACUUUACCAAAUGGCGAUUUGAAGAUUAAACCUGAGCUUUGAGCUUCCAAGAACAUCUGGGCACCUAAGUAUCGUUCGUCGGUCAAUAAUUAGUAAGUUGUAACAACUUGCAAUAUACUCUGCAAGUGAUAUGAGCGACGAAGAUAAGCAAUGAGUAGACGUGACUUUUUUUAUUUUAUUCAAUUAGAAUUCAACAUAUGAGUGAAGCUGCAAAGCAUGUUCUGUUAUGCAAUCACAUUCCCUGUCAUCUAUAUCGGCAGUAAGUGAAAUACGUGGCAUGUGGAAGGAAGGAUCCUACCGAUGGAGUUGCAACUCCAGAUUGGAACAAGUGCAAGACACUGCUGCAACUACGGGAUGUACAAAUGGAAUGCGAAACAAGUGACUUCCUAGUGAUGUCAGGUUCUAUGCAGUUACAAUUGUGUUAUCUAUUUAUUAUUUACAAGCGGGUCUUU